AUGUUACAUUUGGAGUGUCAGUGGUACAGAAAUGUCUUGAAGGUCAUCCAGUUUAUGAUUUUCCUUGUGACAUAUCUAAUAGCCAUGAUUGGAAACUCCCUCUUAGUAUCGGUCUCCACUGUGGACUCUGCCCUUCAGACUCCCAUGCACUUUUUCCUCGGGAGUCUGUCCCUUGUGAAUAUUGGUUGCACCACUGUCAUCAUCCCCAAAAUGUUCACCAAUUUCCUGUCCAAGAAUAAAAGUAUUUCCUAUGGUGGCUGUGCAGCUCUAUUGUAUUUCUCCUUCUUUUUUGGGCCCUCAGAGUGUUGGAUCCUGACCACGAUGGCUUAUGACAGACAGGCCACCAUCUGUGACCCAUUGCACUAUACACUCAUUAUGAACAGGAGGCACUGUCUGCAGCUGGCCCUGGCUUUCUGGAUAUCAGGGAUUCCAGUGGCAACAGUACAGACAGUAGUGAUGUUUAUAAUGCCCUUCUAUGGACCUAAUGUAAUUAACCAUUUCUUCUGUGAUAGCCCUCCUCUCCUAGACCUGGUGUGCAUGGAAACCUUUGUGAUUGAGACAGACUUUGGAGGCAAGGCUUUUGAAAACUCAAAAUUCCUACAAGCUCAGGCAAACACAUUUCUCGAUGAAUUUCAGGUCAUCCUGUUUAUGAUUUUCGUUGUGAUAUACCUAAUAGCCAUGAUUGGAAACACCCUCUUAGUGUUGGUAUCCACUCUGGACCCUGCCCUUCAAACCCCCAUGUACAUUUUCCUCAGGAAUAUGUCCCUUAUGGAUAUUGGCUAUACCACUGUCAUCAUCCCAAAAAUGCUCACCAAUUUCCUGUCCAAGGAUAAAAGUAUUUCCUUUGAAGGUUGUGCAUCCCAGAUGUAUUUCUCCUUCUUUUUCGGGUCCUCAGAGUGCUGGAUCCUGACAAUGAUGGCUUAUGACAGACAGGCUGCCAUCAGUGAUCUUCUCCACUAUUCGCUCAUCAUGAACUGGAGGUUCUGUCUGCAGCUGGCCCUGGCUUCCUGGCUAGCAGGGAUUCCCGUGGCAACAGUACAGACUGCAGUGAUAUUUACAUUGUUCUUCUAG
Molecule: messenger RNA, 1071 nt
Organism: Tachyglossus aculeatus (Australian echidna)
Lineage: Eukaryota; Metazoa; Chordata; Mammalia; Monotremata; Tachyglossidae
Product: olfactory receptor 10A7-like
Exons: 4
Coding region: 1-1071 (356 amino acids)
Biological process (GO): G protein-coupled receptor signaling pathway
Cellular component (GO): membrane
Molecular function (GO): G protein-coupled receptor activity; olfactory receptor activity
Source: RefSeq, a predicted model, not a curated record